Molecule: messenger RNA, 1478 nt
Organism: Linum tenue
Lineage: Eukaryota; Viridiplantae; Streptophyta; Magnoliopsida; Malpighiales; Linaceae
Source: the annotation of a GenBank genome assembly
AUGUUUGUGUGCAGCAAUAUUUCAUCAGGGAUGGCAGAGGAUAAGAUUGGAAUUGCCAAGGAUGUCACUGAGUUGAUUGGUAAAACACCAAUGGUAUAUCUCACCAAUGUUGUGGAUGGCUGCGUUGCUCGUGUUGCUGCCAAGUUAGAGAUGAUGGAACCCUGCUCAAGCGUCAAGGAUAGGAUUGGAUAUAGUAUGAUAGCUGAUGCGGAGGAGAAGGGUCUUAUCAAGCCUGGCGAGAGUGUCCUUAUUGAGCCAACAAGUGGAAACACCGGGAUAGGGCUGGCAUUCAUGGCAGCAGCCAAGGGCUAUAGACUUAUAAUUACAAUGCCUGCUUCGAUGAGUUUGGAGAGAAGAAUGGUUCUCAGAGCUUUUGGAGCAGAGCUUGUUCUUACAGAUCCGGCAAGAGGCAUGAAAGGUGCUGUUCAGAAGGCAGAAGAGAUCUUGGCAAAGACACCUAAUUCUUAUAUUCUGCAGCAAUUUGAGAAUCCUGCCAACCCAAAGGUUCACUACGAGACCACAGGACCAGAAAUCUGGAAAGGCUCUGCUGGCAAAGUUGACGCCUUUGUGUCUGGGAUAGGAACUGGAGGAACAGUAACCGGUGUAGGGAAGUAUCUUAAGGAGCAAAACCCUAAUAUAAAGCUCUAUGGUGUAGAACCAGUUGAAAGUGCAGUGUUGUCUGGAGGAAAGCCUGGUCCACAUAAAAUCCAGGGCAUUGGUGCAGGCUUCAUCCCGGGAGUCCUCGAUGUCAAUUUGCUUGAUGAAGUUGUUCAAGUAUCGAGUGAAGAAGCUAUUGAGACAGCUAAACUUCUCGCAUUGAGGGAAGGAUUGAUGGUAGGAAUAUCAUCCGGUGCAGCCGCAGCUGCUGCAAUCAAGAUCGCGAAGAGGCCCGAGAAUGCUGGAAAGCUCAUAGUUGUGGUGUUCCCAAGUUUUGGCGAGCGUUACCUCUCAUCAGUGCUCUUCGAAGACGUGAAACGAGAAGCAGAGAACAUGGUGUUCGAGCCUUGAACCUGCCUCUGAUGUUGUUUGGCGAUGAUGGAGUGCAUGGUUACUGAUCAGUACGGUCUCUGAUUUUUAAUGCUCGAGGUUUCUCUAGACUCCAUUACCAUGUCUUUCUCUCUCUCAAAAAGUUUUUUUCCUGUAGCAUUGACAAAAGGGUUUGUAUUAGUCAAUACUCAAUAACGGUGCCCGGAGUUGGCCGGCUUGGUGUUUCUGCUGGGUUUCUGAUCCUCUCCAUGGAGGGGAAAGAAAGAGGUGUUUGAGAUAUGCAAUACUGUCUUGGCUUGAACAUUGUGAACUGUGUCUUUUCCGCCAAGAACUUAGAUACAAAGGUUAACGACGUUUGAAUAAAUAUAUAGUUGGUGUUGCGCGGUUGCGUCCGCAGCAGCCAUUAUAUUUGUGGAAUGGCUGGCUGUGCAACGUCGGUUACGAUAUACUUUUUAGUAUUAUUAUAUUUCAUGAAUAUUUCCACUCACAGA